This is a messenger RNA of Theileria annulata, 3003 nucleotides long. RefSeq lists its product as uncharacterized. Lineage: Eukaryota; Apicomplexa; Aconoidasida; Piroplasmida; Theileriidae. Bases 1 to 3003 code for a protein of 1000 amino acids. The transcript has a single exon. The record is from RefSeq and is a predicted model, not a curated record.
AUGGAAAUGAAAAAAUGCAGGAAGAAAUCGAAACGUAAACGGUCUAAAUUAAACUUAACAUUUCAAAAAAUUACAAAUGACAUACAAAAAGUAUUUUUAUCAACAUUUAAAGACGAAUUGGGCAAGUUUUCCUUUUCUAAUUGCGACUGUGGAUGUUCAAGGACUAUUAAAUCAAUUCAAUCUACUCUUAUUAAGAAUUACUUCACUAACAAGGAUCGCUGGAUUCGGUAUUCCGGCGUUUCCCUUAAAAGGAUCUCGGAACUUUCAGAUAUUUCAGAAAUUAUACUAACAAAUGGAUGUAAUGAGAAUACAAUUAAUUCACUCGACCUUCAUCUUGUCAAAUCUGACAUUUCAAGGCAACCUUGGGUCGGAAAUACUAAAUUGCGAGAUCUGGCAGAGAAAUCAAUUUACCUUUUUUGUAUAUAUAAUAACGUUCCUUACUGGCAGGGAAUACAUGAUAUCGCAGCAGCAUUGGCACACCUUGAUCCAACUCCUACAGUCGCUGAGCUUGCAGGACUUCUCGAACAGUUGAUUAAGACAUACGCAUCUAUUCUGUUUUUGCCUACUAAUGAAGAGAUUAACAAAAGAGCAGAUGGGCUUUCUAGAGUGUGGAUGCUUCUGUUUAAGUACUUCUUUCCUAAAUUUGUCCAUAGGUUUGAGAUGGUUUGUGAUAGCCCAUUUUGCAUCGGAUGGUUUGUCACGCUUGGAUUCUACAGGUUUGGAUGUGCAUAUAUCUCAUUAGCAUACACAUUUCUGCUCUUCAUAUCAAACUGUGAACCCCUUUCAGCGUUUAUUUUCCGUGAACUAGCCUACGUUGCAACCAGAGGAUACAUUAACUUCCUUAUCAAAAAUGCAGUUUCUGUUGACUUUUCUAACUCUGUGAUUUUCAACAACUACUCUAGCUCGAACCUUAUUGUUAGUACUAUUUUAAACUCAAACAAAAUAUAUUUGGACCCGGAAGAGUUCAUAAAUGUUUCGAGGAACAUGUACGACUCAAUAGGAGAAAGAGAAAUUGAACUAGCAGAAUUCCCACUAUUAUACAUUUUGAAUGCAAGUAAUAUAUUAUCAACAUCAGCACCAAAUCCACUAACAGUUGACCCGUCAAAACCAUAUCUUGAAGUUUUAGGAUACGAUGUUUUUGGAUCGAACCAUCACUAUAACACCAUUAAUUCUCAAGUAAAUCCCACUCAAUAUUACUACGAUCAACCUAUAAGUAGGAAAAGUUCCAUUGAGCCGAGUUAUUUGGGUAUGAAAAGAAUCAAUAGAGGUCUAAAGAGGACUUUUAAGAGAUUUAGAGUUGAUUCUGCAACAAUUAGUGAGUGUAUAAAUUCAGAACUUUUGUAUUGUUACCUUGAAACACUUUCAAAAAUGUCGAACCUUUACCGCCAUUCUUCUGCAAAAAUUAAUGAAAAUUAUGUCAAACUUAAUGAUUUUGAAGUAGGUUCAAUCCUAAACCCGAGCUUAUUUUAUAAUAUAAUUGAUUCCAGAAGUCAAUACUUGACUACAGGAAUCCCCCUAUCAAAGAUAUUUGGGGAAUAUAGAACUAAUUUCAUGAAUAAAGUGAGUGUUGAUGACGAGGCUGAGAGUUCAUUUUUGGACACUAACUUUACUCUAUGGAUCGUUUUGACUGAUGAAGGAUACGAAACAACUGAAGAACAAUAUUCUUGGAAUUCACUAAGAAACGGAGUUGAAAUUAUGGAAAAUCUUGUAAGAAACUCAAUUACAUGUGUUAGUAUUCUUAGUGGAGGUUAUAAAGGAAUACUAAAGGCACUUAAUUCGCCAGUACCUCAAAUCCCGUCAUUACUCUCAAGGUUAAGUGCAAGGAUGUUAUCUCCAUGGGAUACUCAAAGUAGUCCUAUCACUGGACCAUCUAGAACCACGGUUACAAAACUAGCAUCCCCAUCUAUCUCAGCAACUAAGAAUCUCCUUAAUCUCGCAAGUUCCGUCGUUAAUUCAGCUCUUGAUAUAGAAAAUAGGAUAGUUCAGGGUAUUUCAGAAGUUAAGCUAUUUAAUAGGUUCAUUCAUUCAGCAAAAACAGUUCCAGAAUAUGAAUCAGCGUCUAUUAACAAGGAGUUUCAAAAAAUAGAAAUAUCUAAAUCCGUAUCCCACACUGAUUUUGAAGGUGUUCCAAGCUACUAUAAUCGCAUUAACAUUGUUAACCCUUUGAUUUCUUGUUGUUUAUAUUCCAUAAAGUUAACCACACCUAAUGGAUUAACUGUAACAAUAAGGUCAAAUGGGACGUUAAAGUUAAAUGGGAAAUUAGUUCACAAAUCAAAAUAUUCAAAUUCUGUCGUUGAUAAAAACCUAAACGCGCUGGUUUCAAUCUCUACAAUGUUAACUGUUAAUUGUGUUGAUAGGAUUAUGGACACUGAGCCACUUGCAUAUGAUUCAUACAAGUCUAACACCUCAAUUUCCCCAUUCUUCAAAAUCAUGAGAGAAAGGUUUUUGACCAAAUUCAUGGUUUUAUUCACUCAAUCAACUGAAUUUGCUGACUCUAGAACACCGUUUCAAUUCAAUUUAUCCCCCAAAUCUUUUAGUAGGUUGGAGUUUCUUUCCAACGUGGCUGGCUUGGUUUCAAAUGUCAGGGUUCGAGGAAUUGCAAAGCUUUGGAGAAUUUAUCUUGUUGACAGAAAUGCUAUUUUAAGUCACCUUUUGUUUCCAUCCCCUAGAUUUGAUCUUGAAAACUUGAUGGAUUCUAAUGUACGAUAUUUAUCAAGCUCAUGUGAACAAGAGUUAUUUACACCACAUGAUGUCGAUUUCUCAAGAUCACCUCCCGAUUCAAGCUUUCAUAAAUUUCAAGAUUUUAGAAACAUUAAAGUGUUUUCUAGAACCAACCAGUACAGAUCUGCUUCAUCAAUUGACUCAAAUCAAUCAUCAAAUUCGCCAAGGAUUGAAACUCGAGUUUAUGUUUCCAACGGCAUCCAAAUACCAUUCAAACCCAAUUCCAAUGUGUUUGUAUCCAGAAGCUCACUAAAUAGGCGUAACAAUUCAAGAUUAAGCUAA